AUGAAACACAAAUACUAUGGCGGGCUUCUCAUUCCUCCGCCGCUGAUUAGCUCAGUGCAGGCUGUGGAUAGAUGCAUACAUCCUGUUUUUAGGCCCGAGCAAGAGCACAGUCUUUGCAAGUAUCUAUCCUCUGGCGCAAAAGCCAUUAAAUUUCUUUUAUUUGACAUAAGCACUUGCUUGGGUGCUUUUUGCAUUUCAAGAAAGUUGGGCUCUUCUCUCCUCUUCCGUGCUCUGACAAAAAACGGCCCAGUGGUGAUGAAAAUUGGCCAGUUUCUAUCCACGCGCUUGGAUAUACUUCCAGAAGAGGCUAUCUCUAGGCUAAAAGUGUUGCAGAGUCUGGCACCCACUCCGAGGCAAAAUAAACAUCCGUUGGAUAUUUUUUAUGACGAAACAGGAAUACUUCUUCCACACAGCAGUUUACAGGGAGAGGUGGGCGCAGGGUGCAUCUCCCGGGUGUACAAAGUGAGAAUAGGAGAGAAAGACUAUGCGCUGAAAAUAAUAGACCCAAAGACAAGAGAAAGCGCCCAGAUCGAUUUAGACUUAUUCGAAACAUUUUCCAAGCUGCUGGGAUUUAGCAGAUUUUACCAGGAGUUCAAAAGGAAUAUGCUGGUACAGCUGGAUUUGAGAAAAGAAAAAAAGAACACGGAAAGAUUUAGAAAAAACUUUGCACUCUUCCAGUCUCCCCUGGAGAAUAAGUCGCUUUUAACUCGCGUUCUUUCCAAAUUUAGCAAUACGUCAGUUGUAUUCCCAAAGCCAGUGGCAGCAACAGAAAGCAUCCUGCUGACGGAGUACUGGAAGGGAGAGGAGAUAGAUGCAAAGAGCGGCGAAAGCAUUUUGUUUCUUUUUCUAAAGAUGGCAUUCAAAGACAGGUUUGUGCACUCUGACUUUCAUCCUGGCAAUCUGUCUGUUAUCAAAGACAGCAAAAAAAGACCAGGAAAAAGUACAAUAAUCGUGUACGACUCAGGGCUUACGCACAGCCUCACAAAAGAACAGAGCAGGAAUCUAGCAGAUUUAAUAAAAACAGUUCUGCUCGAUAAAAAGAAAAAAGCUCUUUCUCUGCUAAUAGAGAGAAACUCGUUAAACACGCACACAGAAGAAAAAAAGAAUGCGUUUUUGACGAGUGCAGCUGAACACUGGAACAGAGCCAAUACAAAAAACACAAGCGCGCUGGAUAGAGCUCUUAAAGUGUACUUUCUUGCAAGAAGACACAACAUAUUCCUCGACUCAGCGUAUACAAAUAUGGCCAUGUCGGCCAUAUACAUGCAGAACCACAUAAAAGAAGUAGAACAGGUCAACUGGACAACUGCCCUCAAAAGUGGGGUCAUCAUGGACUAUUUAGACCUGUUCAUGCAGUGGAAGGCAAAACAGUUUAAUCUAUCAGGAUAUUUCUAG
This is a messenger RNA of Nematocida minor, 1392 nucleotides long. RefSeq lists its product as uncharacterized. Bases 1 to 1392 code for a protein of 463 amino acids. Lineage: Eukaryota; Fungi; Microsporidia. The record is from RefSeq and is a predicted model, not a curated record. The transcript has a single exon.